Boleophthalmus pectinirostris (great blue-spotted mudskipper) is the source of this 1586-nucleotide messenger RNA. Its product is annotated as fibrinogen C domain-containing protein 1-like. The transcript has 5 exons. NCBI's taxonomy places the organism in Eukaryota, Metazoa, Chordata, Actinopteri, Gobiiformes, Gobiidae. Bases 1 to 1263 code for a protein of 420 amino acids. The record is from RefSeq and is a predicted model, not a curated record.
AUGCCUCACAGCAAGAAGGUUGUGGUGCUCCCUUGGGUGGUCCCUCAGGUGCUCCCUCGGGUGGUCCCUCAGGUGCUCCCUCGGGUGCUCCCUCAGGUGGUCUCUCGGGUGGUUUCUCGGGUGCUCCCUCGGGUGGUCCCUCAGGUGCUCCCUCGGGUGGUCCCUCAGGUGCUCCCUCGGGUGCUCCCUCAGGUGGUCUCUUGGGUGGUCUCUCGGGUGCUCCCUCGGGUGGUCCCUCAGGUGCUCCCUCGGGUGGUCCCUCAGGUGCUCCCUCGGGUGCUCCCUCAGGUGGUCUCUCGGGUGGUCUCUCGGGUGCUCCCUCGGGUGGUCCCUCAGGUGCUCCCUCGGGUGGUCUCGGGGUCCUCAGGUGGUCCUCGGUCGGGUGCUCCCUCGGGUGGUCCCUCAGGUGCUCCCUCGGGUGCUCCCUCAGGUGGUCUCUCGGGUGGUCUCUCGGGUGCUCCCUCGGGUGGUGUCUCAGGUGCUCCUUCGGGUGCUCCCUCGGACUGCAGUGAGGUGCUCCACUCUGGCUCCACCUCCUCCGGCGUUUACUGGCUCCACCCCCCCCACUCCCCCCGAGGCUUCAACGCGUACUGCGACCAGAACACAGACGGAGGCGGCUGGACCGUGUUCCAGCGGCGGGAGGACGGGGAUGUGGAUUUCUUUCGGGGCUGGGACGCCUACAGAGACGGAUUCGGACGAACCACUGGAGAACACUGGCUCGGUCUGGAGCGCCUGGCGGUUCUGACCGGUUCUGGCGGGUUCGAGCUGCGGGUCGACCUGUGGGACUGGCAGAACGACUCGGCGUUCGCUCUGUACUCGCACUUCAGUGUCGCCCUGGACUCGGUGAACCCCGAGGAGGACGGGUACCCGCUGCACGUGGACGGGUACUCGGGCACCGCCGGCGACUCUCUCCUGAAGCACUCUGGGAUGCGGUUCACGACGGCCGACCGGGACCAGGACUUGUCGGAGAAUAACUGCGCCGGGUUUUACCGCGGCGCCUGGUGGUACCGGAACUGCCACACGUCCAACCUGAACGGGCAGUACCUGGGACGACCACACGGCGGCGCCCACCACUCCUACGCCGACGGCAUCGAGUGGAGCUCCUGGACCGGCUGGCAGUACUCGCUGAAGAAGACCGAGAUGAAGAUCAGACCCAGGCCGGGACCGGGACUAGACCGGGACCAGGACCAGACUAGAGACCUGGACCAGACUAGAGACCUGGACCAAACUAGAGAUCCGGACCAGAGCAGAGACCAGGACUAAUCCAGAGACCAAACCAGGACCAAACCAAGACUAACCAGAGACCGGCCGACAGGACUCGCUGAAGAAGACCGAGAUGAAGAUCAGACUGAAACCAGGACCAGGACCAGGACCAGGACUAGACCAGACUGCAGUACAUACAUGUGCUCUGUGAUGUGUGUCAGGUGCCCUUCCAUGUGUCAGGUGCCCUCCCCAAGUGUCAUGUGCUCUCCCAUGUGUCAGGUGCUCUCCCGUGUGUCAGGGGCCCUCAUGUGUGUCAGGGGCCCUCGUGUGUCAGAUUUUGUUUUUGUAAAGAAUCUGAAUAAAACAUUUUUUGACAAACUCCA